Fusarium keratoplasticum is the source of this 3897-nucleotide messenger RNA. RefSeq lists its product as uncharacterized. Bases 1 to 3897 code for a protein of 1298 amino acids. The transcript has a single exon. The record is from RefSeq and is a predicted model, not a curated record. NCBI's taxonomy places the organism in Eukaryota, Fungi, Ascomycota, Sordariomycetes, Hypocreales, Nectriaceae.
AUGCAGGGCUUCCUUCUGCUCGGCGCCGCAGCCAUUGGCCUGGCCAAUGCUGCCGCCGUCGAAUUCCCCAAGAGGAACUACGACAACGUUCCCGGCAACCCAUACAACAACAUCCCCCAGGGCUACACCACCUCGACCGUCUACACCACCGAGGUUCACACUAUUACCUCUUGCGCUCCUGAGGUUCCUGAUUGCCCUGGAACCCCCCACGUGACCACUAAGACUAUUGCUGUCUCGACUACCAUCUGCCCCAUCACCGAGGUCGAGACUCCUCCUGGUUCCGUCUCCGAGGCUUCUACCCCAUACGUUCCUCCUCAGCCUACCUCAUCGUCUAUCCCGUAUGGUCCUCCUCCCGUGGAAACCAAGCCCACCACCUCUUCGGCUCCUCCUGCUGAGACCCAGCCGAGUUCUUCGGUCCCUCCUGUAGAGUCCGAGUCUUCUUCUCUUCCUCCUGUGGACACAACUCACUACGGCCCUCCUCCUUCCGAGACUCAGCCUACUUCUUCUGCUCCCGAGACUGUCCCCAGCAAGGAGACUACUCCUUAUGCUCCCCCUCCCGCUGGAUCUACUGAGGUUUCUAGCUCGGUUCCCUCUGUUGAGACUGAGUCCACUUCGGUUCCUCCCGUUGAGACUAAGCCUACAACCACUGGCAAGCAGAGCACAACUCCCUAUGCUCCUCCUCCUGCUGGAUCUACUGAGGUUUCCAGCUCUAUCCCCUCUGUCGAGACCGAGUCUACUUCAGUUCCUCCUGUCGAGACCAAGCCCACCACCACUGGCAAGCAGAGCACCCACUAUGGACCUCCUCCUUCUGAGACCCUGCCUGCUACUUCUGAGGGUACCACUGAGUUGACCACUUCCACUCCCAAGCCCCAGACCACUGGCUGGACUACCUCAACUGUCUACACCACCGAGGUUCACACCGUCACCUCGUGCGCUCCUGAGGUUCCUGACUGCCCCGGAACUCCCCACGUGACCACCAAGACCAUUGCUGUCUCGACGACUAUCUGCCCCGUCACUGAGACUCAGCCUGUUCCUACCGGCAAGGGCUCGACCGACUACCCUCCUCCCCCUGUGAAGACCACCACCAAGCCUGGCGUCUCUACUGAGGAGAUCCCCAGCUCGUCUGAGGAGGUUCCUAGCUCUUCCGAGGGUGUUCCCACCACUUCUGAGGGUGUCCCUACCACCACUGGAAAGUACCCUCCUCCCCCCAAGUCGUCGACCAAGCCCGGUGUCUCUACUGAGGAGGUUCCCACCACUUCUGAGGAAGUUCCCACUUCGUCCGAGGGCGUUCCUACUACCUCUGGCAAGUACCCCCCUCCUCCCAAGUCUUCCACCAAGCCUGGUCACUCCACCGAGGAGGUUCCUACUUCCUCUGAAGAGGUUCCCACUUCCUCCGAGGCUGUUCCCACCACCUCUGGCAAGUAUCCUCCUCCUCCCAAGUCGUCGACUAAGCCCGGUCACUCUACUGAGGAGGUUCCCACUUCUUCUGAAGAGGUCCCCAGCUCGUCUGAGGAGGUCCCCUCUACCACCGGCAAGACUUCGUCCACUGGCAAGUAUCCUCCUCCUCCCAAGACCACUGGCUGGACCACUUCCACUGUCUACACCACCAACGUGUACACUGUGACUUCGUGCCCACCUGAGGUUCCUGACUGCCCCAACACUCCUCACGUCACGACUGAGACUAUCGCUGUUUCCACCACUGUCUGCCCCGUGACCUCUGAGUCUGUCACCGAGACCACUGGCAUUGAGACUGUCCCCACCACUACUGGCACUGAGGUUGUUCCCACCACCACUGACACCGAGAUCGUCCCCACCACCACUGACACCGAGAUCGUCCCCACCACCAAGGCAACCACCAAGGUCACCACUGAGGUCACGACCAAGGGACACUCGACCACUGAGUGGACUACCUCGACUGUCUACACCACCAACGUGUACACUAUCACUUCUUGCCCUCCUGAGGUUCCUGACUGCCCUGGCACUCCCCAUGUCACAACCGAGACUAUCGCCGUGUCCACCACUGUCUGCCCUGUGACUUCGACCACCGAGGUGCCUCCUCACUCUACCAAGACGGUUCCUACCAAGCAGGGUACCACCGAGUCUGUUCCCACUACUCUCAUCACCUCGACUCCCGGUGUUCCUACUACGCCUGUUCCCACUGGCCACAACGACACCACGGCUUAUCCUCCUCCCGUGCCCAGCUCGUCCAAGGGAACUACUGAGGUCCCUCCUCCCAAGCCCACGACCAAGACUGGCACUACUGAGGUUCCUCCCAAGCCUUCGACCACUGAGUGGACUACCUCGACCGUGUACACGACCACUGUCAAGACCAUCACCUACUGUGGACCCGACGUUCCUUACUGCUCUCAGCCUCCUCACAUCACCACUGAGACCAUCGCCAUUUCCACCACUGUCUGCCCUGUGACUUCGACCGAAGAGGUGCCUCCUCCCAAGUCUACCAAGCCAACUGUCCACACCGAGGUGCCUCCUCCUAAGACCACCGGUACUACUGAGGUUCCCCCUCCCAAGGGCACCACCGAGGUCCCUCCCCCCAAGCCAGUUACCACUACCGGCUGGUCCACCUCUACCGUGUACACGACCACUGUCAAGACCAUCACCUACUGUGGACCUGAUGUCCCUUAUUGCUCUCAGCCUCCUCACAUCACCACUGAGACCAUCGCUGUUUCCACCACUGUCUGCCCCGUCACUUCGACUUACGUCCCUCCUAAGCCUACUGGACACACCGAGGUCACUCCUCCCAAGCCUACCGGCCACACUGAAGUUACUCCCCCCAAGCCCACUGCCCCUGUCAGUGUCGAGACCACCACUCACUUGACCACCUCGACUGUGUACACCACCAAGGUCCGAACCGUCACCUGGUGCGGCCCUGAGGUCCCUGACUGUCCCAACACUCCUCACGUCACGACCGAGACCAUCGCUCUCUCGACCACCAUCUGCCCCGUGACUAUCACCCGCGAGGUUACUCCUCCUCCUUACCAGACCACCAAGGUUGUUGUUCCUCCCCAGCCUCACACCACCAAGGUCGUCUACCCUCCCAACCCUCCUCUGCCUGGCAACUACACCCAGACUCUGUACACUACUAAGCACUACACCAUCACCAAGUGCCCUCCUGAGGUUCCUAACUGCCCCAUCGGCUCGGUCACCACCACUGUCUAUGCCACUGCUACCACCUGCAUCCAGAGCUGGCGACCCACCACCAAGGUCACUCAGCCCACCACUGUCAUUCCUCCUCCCCACGGCGGCAACCUGACCUCGACUCUGUACACUACCAAGCACUACACCAUCAGCAAGUGCCACUCUGAGGCUCAGGACUGCACUGUUGGCAAGACCACCACUAUCGUUUACGCUACCGGCACCACCAAGAUCCAGCCUUCGGUUGAGACUCACUACACUGUCCCUGUCCCUGAGACUGAGACUGUGGUUCCCACCAAGCCUGUUGAGACUAAGCCUGUUGAGACUAAGCCUGUCGAGACUGAGACUGCGAUCCCUACCAAGCCCGUCGAGACCAAGCCCGUUGAGACUGAGACCGAGGUUCCCACCAAGCCUGUGGAAACCAAGCCUGUCGAGACCCAGCCUGGUGUUUCCUACUCUGCUCCCCAGCCCGUCGAGACUCAGCCCACCUACGAGCAGCCUUCCUCCCCGGCCCAGCCCGAGGAGUCUCAGCCUGUGAAGCCCGCCGAGUCCCAGCCCGCUCAGACCUACUCCACCCCCGACCAGCCCGAGGGCUCCUACCCUGCUCCUCUCGCCGCCACCACCGAAGAAUCCGAUGACGGUGUCGAGGAGAAGACAGUCCCCGCCACCGGUGCCGCUGGCCGCCUGAUGGGCAACGUCGAGGUUGUCCUGGCCGCCGCCGGAGUUGUCGCCCUUCUCCUUUAA